Molecule: messenger RNA, 3168 nt
Organism: Melanotaenia boesemani (Boeseman's rainbowfish)
Lineage: Eukaryota; Metazoa; Chordata; Actinopteri; Atheriniformes; Melanotaeniidae
Product: ADP-ribosylation factor-like protein 4C
Exons: 1
Coding region: 536-1114 (192 amino acids)
Biological process (GO): intracellular protein transport; endocytic recycling
Cellular component (GO): cytoplasm
Molecular function (GO): GTPase activity; GTP binding
Source: RefSeq, a predicted model, not a curated record
CACAUCAGUGCGGCUGCAGCGACCAACACAAGAGGAGGGCAGCGUAAGACACGAGCCGGUCAAGGACGCUGUGGGUGGUUUUUUUUUUUUUUUUUUCGUACAAGAGCGGAUCGCAGUCCGAAUCCUGAAAGGUUGUGAAACAUAGUGAGCAGGGGACGUGAUUGUGGACGUCAGAAGGCACAGUGGAGGUUUUCUGCUCUGACGCUUGAACGGAGAAGUGUUUAGACUGUGGAGCUUCCUUGUUAUCAAAUGGAUGCGUGCGCGUGAGGAGAAUACUAAUCAGCGGCGCGCUGCGUCCUGCCAAGGCGCACCGCUUGCCUCUCUGCUGCUGCUGCUGAGGGCCACAGCAGAACCGAUCAAUCAUCCAGAGCGCACCAGGACCUGCGCAGUCCCCCCACUUUCUCGACCUGAGGAAUUUUACGCCUUUAGCCUCGGAAUUAAUGAGCCGGAUCUGAGCUUUAAAGCAUUUUUAUUUACAUAUUCAGGGCGUGUGUGAAAAUCCUCCUGGAGUUUCAGGGAAAAUAAAAACGCCAAAAUGGGUAACAGCUUCUCCAACAUCUCUGCCUUCCAGUCUCUUCACAUCGUCAUGCUGGGUUUGGACUCUGCUGGGAAAACCACGGUUCUUUACAGACUCAAAUUCAAUGAAUUUGUCAACACGGUUCCCACGAUCGGAUUUAACACAGAGAAGAUCAAGCUGAGCAAUGGUACCGCGAAGGGCAUCAGCUGUCACUUCUGGGAUGUAGGGGGCCAGGAGAAGUUGAGGCCCCUGUGGAAGUCCUACAGCCGAUGCACCGACGGGAUCAUCUACGUCGUGGACUCCGUGGAUGUGGACAGGCUGGAGGAGGCAAAGACUGAACUGCACAAAGUCACCAAGUUUGCGGAGAACCAAGGCACGCCGCUGCUCGUUAUUGCCAACAAACAGGACCUACCCAAAUCUCUCCCGGUGGUGGACAUUGAGAAGCAGCUGGCCCUGCACGAGCUCACCCCCUCCACCACCUACCACAUCCAGCCCGCCUGUGCCAUUAUUGGCGAGGGGCUUCACGAGGGCAUGGACAAGCUGUAUGAAAUGAUAGUGAAGAGGAGGAAAUCUCUUAAACAGAAGAAGAAGCGGUAACGUCCGCAAAGUCUGGACACGAUCUUACUGUGAGGAAUCCGGGUUCUACCAGUGUUGCCCAAACAUUUUUACUUUGCAGUGUUUAUUAUUUUCCCCUCAUCCUCUGGAUUAAAGCUCUUUGACCUGUGAAGCCCUGCUGAAUGAUGCUUUUGUGCACAGGAGGCUGCAGGGUUUGGGUAAGGGUUAUGUUAACCAAAAAAAAAAAAAAAAAAAAAAAAAAAAGAAAGACAAAUUAAGACAAGACUUGAUAGAGGUACAGCACUGAAGGAGAGAAACGGGCUGGCCUGUUUAUCUGCUGCUUCAUCUUAGACUUUGAACACAGAAGAAGCUGUAAACUCACUGAGGACUUCUUUUAUGGACUCACAUUGUUUUUAUUUCCAGGAUGUCUUUAUUGAAUCACAAGUUUGAUUUUGCACGUAGCCAGGGUCACUUGUGUCCCUGCUCUUUUUUUUAUUUUUUCCUUUAGACAUCUGUACUAUCAGCUCUUUAUUAUGGGUGUCAUGCAGACUGUUUUAUGGAGCAUUGAAGUAGCCUUUCCUCUACAUUGUGGACUGAGGACAGCGUCCACUACUUUGCACUUUUCAUUUAAUAACAAACAGUAGGAAAACUACACUGUAUUAAUAGAGGAGCAGAUCCAGGUUGUUUAUGUACUAAGAAGCCAAAAUUGAAGUAUUUUUUGAAUAUUAAAAAAAGAUUUUAAAUGCAUGGUUUGGGUGACUGGUCUUCCUUUUUCUUGUGGCCAAGAAGUGGCAGCAUGAAAAGACAAAAAGCUCAUUAGUGACCUAAGUUAUUUCUUCAUGAAGAUGCAGUCACAGGUGAGGGUCAAAAGGGUCACAGCUCACACAGGAGGUUGACUGGAGAUGUGGAAAAAUAAAAGGCCUCAACUCAGGUCUCCGUUGUAUCAUCUGCACAUGAAGACAACGUUUAGAGCAAAGCUGGAGCCCAUUUGUGAAAUUUAUGGAUCUGCAUUGCAGUGCUGUAUUUACAGCAACAGCAGAGCUAAAAUUGGGCCAGUACAUUAUAGAUUUUUAUCCUGUAGCAUUUACUCUUACUUACCACUCUGCAAUAAAGUGGGCAUGGUUAAAUAGUUAUAUCUGACCUUCUCAGAUGAGGCAAAAUGCUGCAUCUCUGACUUGAUGCCAGACAGCUGCAGAAUUGAAGUGCUGUAAAUCCAAUCAAUAUAUUUUGAGGUAAAUGUUUAGUGAUGUCUUGCUUCACAACAUUUAGGGGGCUAAAUGAACCUUUUUACGGCCUUUUAAUAACUGACAGCUGCAGUUACCUUGAAGAUUUCCCAUAAAAUGUUCAAAACUAAUAAUACAAGAAAUAAACAUCCAGAUUAAAGGUAUAAAAAUAACUGCAGGUAUAAAUCAUUAACUCUUAAGAUGAAGUUACACUAAUGAUGCAGUUUUAUUUUUUCAGCUCUUUUAGAAGGUGACAUGUCCAUGCUCCGAUGAAGGAUCCUGUCCCCCAACACUGGGAAUACUCUGUUUAAAUGAGACCACAAGAUUCUUUUUGCAGUAAAGCUGUAUACAUAAGAACACAGCGCUGCGCCCUUCUAAGUGUUGACCAACCUUUUCACAUAAGAUCCAACGUGGCGUUUAUCAGCUGAGAUAAAGAGCACUGUGAUGGAGCAGAUUUAAAGGUGGAGCAGAGGAUGCAAAAAGGUUAAAAAUGUACUGAUCUCUUCCUGCUGCCAUUAAUCAUUAUCUCAUGACUCCAUCAGAUUAAUCAGGUAAGGAUCAGAGAGCAUGAGCCAGAGGUUGGGAACCAUUUACUAUUUAAAAUUACAAUCCUGCUUUUAAGACUUCUGCACUUGUUUGGAUAUUAAAUAAACUUAAUGUCAUUUGAAUCAAUGAUCUGAACACUUCCACAGCUGUUCAGGCCAACUGAGGGUUUUACAUUCCUGUUGUGUGACUCAUUCAUCUAAAUUUUAUCACCAUAUCUCACCUCUGUUUAGCUCAUAUUUAAGAAUUUAACUAGAAGCAUGCAAUAAAUUAUGAAAAAAUUUAGGUGAUUAGAUAACACAACAUGGAUAUAAUGCAUGCAGCUAAAUG